AACAGCAACAGCACCGCUCCAAAAACCAUUAGGUUUGGGGAGUUAGAUUCCUUAUUUCAAUUUCCAUUCUGUAUGUGUUUUUUUUUGUAUUUCCUCCUUCCCACCUUUUUCUCCUUGUAGUUUAUUGGAGCCUUCCUCGCUUCUUCGCUUCUCCACCAUUGUAGGUACCUACCUAAUAAACCAUAGCCACUUCUGUACGAGUAGCUGUACAGUGUAGAAUUUUGUUCUACGAAGUUUUUGCGAUCACAAGUGAUCUAUACUUUGGCCUUACUAGGACGUGUCGUGUCGUGUGUGUAGAUGGACGACGAACGAUGGCGAUGGAAGUGUAAAAUAAAAUAAAAUAAAACAAAAUGGAGUAGAAUUUUUAUUCUAAAAUAGGGGAGCAAAAAUAAUAUUUAAAUGAACAAUAAAACAAAACUAUUAAAUUUAUAUCGUAAUUUUGUAACGUGAAAGCAAUAAGUUAAAAUAUAAACAUUUUACACAAACAAACAAAAAACUAAAAAAUAUUUUACAUAUUUUAAAAUAAAUCUUAAUUUAUAUACAUAUGAGGGAAAAACAAUAAUUUUGUAUAUAAGUGAACAAAAUUUAGUUGAAAAAACUAAAAAAAGGAUCAAAUAAAAAAAUAAAUACAUCGGACAAAAGAAAAACAAUAAGCUAUUUAAAAUGGCAUCCCAAAGAUUCUGCUUAAGAUGGAAUAAUCAUCAAAGUAACCUUCUAUCAGUCUUCGAUCAACUGCUACACGCUGAAACCUUCACCGAUGUCACGCUGGCCGUGGAAGGGCAAUACCUGAAGGCUCACAAGAUGGUCUUAUCAGCUUGUAGCCCAUAUUUUAAUGCACUCUUCGUCAAUCAUCCAGAAAAACAUCCUAUUGUAAUAUUAAAAGAUGUUCCCUAUUCAGAUAUGAAAAGUCUACUUGACUUUAUGUAUCGUGGUGAAGUAUCAGUUGAUCAGGAACGUUUAACUGCGUUUCUGCGCGUAGCCGAGAGUCUAAGAAUUAAAGGUCUGACAGAAGUAAAUGAUGAUAAGCCAGUUGGGGCUGCGCCUACACCUCCACCACCACAAUUGCAUCGAAUUCAACCAUAUUUGGUGCAACAAAGGACUAAAGUACAGAAUAUGUUAAAUAUAAAUGACAAUCAGCAAUCAUUAUUGGGAAGUGCGUUAUCAUCGAUGCCCAAGAGAAAACGUGGUCGGCCUCGAAAAUUAUCGGGCAGCUCGAAUGGCACUGGUAAUGAUUUUGAUGAGUACGACAGGGAUGGUAUGAUGCAUGACUCACCAAAACAUGAAGUUAAAAUCUCUGGUGAUGGUUAUUCAGGCAAUGAAGGCUCAGACGAGAAUCAACGUGAAUCCUGCGAUAAUGAUCAGGAUGCAAAUGACUGCACAGAUUCCCGAGAUGGUAGAAUAAAAAAACGCAAAUCACAGUCCAAAGACAGAAUAAAUAAUGACAAUGACAAUAGUACUUCCGAUCCCAACGAUAGUGAUUGCGAUGAUCAAAUGGAUGCAUCAUUUAUGGAACCCCAGCUAAUGCUUGAUGAAUAUGAUGAACCUGUUGAAUUCAAAUAUGAUCCAUCAAGUUCACCCAAUUCCCAAGAAGCCACCUCCGCCGCCGAAUCUGUUGCUCAAAAUAAUCAGCAACACCAGCAACAAGCUUUACUGCUGGCACAACAAAAACAUCAGCAACAAAUGGCAGUUGCAGCAGCAACAGCAGCUGCUGUAGCUAAGGGUGCAGCUUUAAUAAGUCCUGGGACAGUGCCUGGUACUGUGACAAUACUUAAUACAAUGGGCGCUAUACCAAAAUUAACGCCCAUUGUCAAGUCAAAACCAAAGUUGUCAAAACGUCCUAAAUUAAAACAAAAUGGUUUAAGCCAACAGGACGGAAAGCCCCUCAACAACAAUGACUUCAUUGACAUGUUUAACAGCAAUUUCAUGCCUGGAAACACAGCCCCAGGUAAACUAAAAGCAACCCUCACCAUUGCCGCUAACACACAGAUGUCAGGGACGACGCCAGGUGGCGGUAACAAUUCUAGCAAUCUAAGUUCGAAGUCAUCACCCGGAGGUGGUGCCAGUGGUGGGGGUAUUAACACUGUCAGCCUAACCAAGAUGAAAGGAACUGGCAGCGUUGGAGGGGUCGGAAGCGGCGGAGGCGGCGAUUCAAUGGGAUCAGGAAAUAAUAAUGACUCGGAAGGAUCUGUCAGGGAUUUUUGUACCAAAGAGGGUGAACACACCUACCGAUGCAAAGUAUGCUCCCGUGUCUACACUCACAUUAGUAAUUUCUGUCGGCAUUAUGUGACGUCGCACAAGCGAAAUGUCAAAGUUUAUCCGUGUCCGUUUUGUUUCAAAGAGUUCACGCGAAAAGACAAUAUGACAGCGCACGUUAAGAUUAUUCAUAAAAUUGAAAAUCCAACGUCUGCUCUUGUUGCGUCUCCAGCUACACCAGGUGGCGGCGGAUCUGCAAUAAACAACUCCUCCUCAUACUCAUCAUCUGCAUCACCAUCAGCUAUGACAUGCACAUCGGAGCCAACAACGCAGACAGAUUUACUACACCAAACACCUGUAUCAACAAAAACAACACCUGUAACCGUACCACCAACACAUUAAAAUUAAAUAAAAAAAGAAAAAUGUUUAACUUUUUUUUUUAAUUUAUGAGGUAAUAAAAUGCUUACACUUUUCUAUAAAUUCGUCACGAAAAAGUGAAACAAACGAUUUAAAAGAAGCAAUUUUGUAUCUCUUAACCUUAUAAAGGCUUCCAAAAUAUUCCAAAAUUUUUUUUAAAUAAAUUAAUUUACAAACCACAACAAUAAAAAAUUAAUAAUUUUUUUUUUAGUUUUAGUUUAAAAGUAGUUAUAAACAUUAUUAUAAUAUUAAAAUUAUAUAUUUCGUAGAAAAUAUACUAAUAAAAACAAAAUGUUGACUUUUUUGAAAUAAAAACUGUAGAAAAAAAAAACACAAGCUCCGAUAAAAUCGGCCAUAAAAAUGUCUCUUUUUCUAAUAUAUAUAAAUAAUAAUUUAAUGUUGUUACCUGUUUAUUUAAAAAAGAAAAAAAAACAAAAAAAACUUGUCUCUAUAAUUCUAGUUUUGUACUCUUCAAUUUAAUUGCAAAGCAUAUUAAAAAUUAAAUUUUUGGAAUACAAACUUGAGUAAUUCUUUUUUGUUACUGAGAAUAUGUCCGUUGUGCAAUUUUUGUUUUUAGUUUUCUUUUUAUUCUUUAGGGUUUCUCGCCCGACAAAUGUUUCGUAAAAAAAACAUAAAGAAACAAAAUACAAUAAGUGUUUUGUGCAAUUGUAAAAAAGAAAAAAAUUAUCUGUAAUUUUAUUUUAUGUUGUUAAUAAUUAUUAAUUUAUUAUUUCUUAUAUUUUUUGUUUCUUUUUCUUAAAAAUAAAUAUAAUAUAGUUAGAAAUAUUAAACGCAAAGAAAAAUAAAAAUACAAACAAAUAAAACAUUUAAUUACUUUUUUUUAAUUAAACUUUUAAAACAAAACAAAAAUUGUUAAGUAGUGUUUUAAAUAACAUUUAAAAAUAUAUUAUACAUAAUUUAUAAAGUAAGAAUAUAUUUUAUAUAUGGAUAUAUAUGUAUAGUAUAUAUAUCGGAGGCUUAAAAUUUCGCCAAAGAAAAAAUUACAGUAAUUAAUAACUAAACAAAAAAAAAUAUAACAAUAUAAAUAAUUUAAUAUCAAAACACACAUGCAAAAUAAUUGAUAUAAACAAAAAUAUAAAAAGUAACUAAUUAUUGAUGAAACACAAAAGUGAACUUAUUUACAAUCAAAAAGUUAAAAUUUAAAUCAACUAAGUGCUCUUAUUUAAAAUUAAAAAAUUCAAUAUACAAUUAUUCUCUUGAUGAUAACUGAAACGAAAGUGUAUUCACAAAGAGGCCUUAUUAUGAAAGUAGUUGUUGUUCAAUUAUACUUAUUUUCUAUUUUUCAAAAAGAUUCACAUUGCAAUAAAGCGACUUUGACUGUUAUAUCACUUUUUCUUUGUAAUGUCUUUGUUCACUUGUUAAAUUUGUUGAUUAAUGAUUUGAAACUAUUUAAAUUAGAUAAUAUUGUGAUAAGGUGUAAGGCUUGCUGAAUAAUUACACGAAAUCUUGAAUGGAAAGUUAUUGAAAAGAAUUCACUCAGUUGAGUAUAAGUUUACCUUUGCUUACUUUUAGAAUGGCUUCUCCAAAGUAGUUAAAUAAAACUUAAACUGUUUUAAUGCAAACACCAAUAGAACAAAAUCAUUGUACAAAUAUCUUAACCUAUCAUGAACAGCAUAAGAUGUGCUUACGUUAUGUAGGUGAGGUCUCAAAAGUUCGUCGUUUCAAAGCUUUUGUGAGGUCUUUAUUGGCUUUUAAAGUCAUAAGCAAGGCAUGCAUUUUAACGGUUUUUCAAAGUUUUGAAUGUUUCAAAGAUAAAUUCUUUAAUAUUUCUUCUUUUAUUUGCUUCUUAUUUAAAAUUAUUUUAUCUCGAUAAUGUUUUUCUUCGGAUUAUUGAACAGGUUCCGAGUCCAAUUGAAAUUCAGUAACUUUUACCAUCGUUACACAUUUGAAUCCUUCAGUUUACCAGGGAUGGAACGGCUAAGGUGGUAGUAGACUAUCAUUUUUUGAUAGUCAAAUUGACUAUCAUUUUAAUUCCGUCUGUGUAAAAUGAUUUAACCCAAUUCAAUUCGAUUAAACAAUUUCAGAUUCAAAUUGUCAAAAUUCAUUGUUGCCUUGAAAUUUUAAAUUGAUUCCUAUAAAAUAUCUAAACAAAAGUAAGUUUGAAUUAAAUUCUUACUCCUCUUGCUUUUUUCGAAUGUCAUAAGCUUUGUCGGCCACAGGAAUGUGUUUUUUUUAACGAAACAAAGCGAACAAAGAAAAUUUGCCAGUCGUUUGUGUAAGCGUCUGGUAGCUCUAACAUAUUUGUUUGAAAACGACUAUCACACUUUGUUGCUACAGCUUUUUAGGUAUCAAUUUAACUAUCACCUUACGUGGAUCAAAUUCGAUCAUUUUGAUUGUCAUUUAUCAACAAUCGCCUUAGCCGAUUCCACUCCAGAAUUGUGUUUUUUUUUCCCUAACAUAAAAUAAAUUGAUUUCCAAAAUCCAACCUUAAAUUCUCUUUAAAAAAACGUUAACCAACAAUAUCAUAAAAUUAAAACAUUAAUUCAGGAAUAAUGCAAAAUUGUUAUCGUGAUAAAUUCAUUAAAUGUUUGAAAACAACAAAUCUCUUGAAACAUUGUUAAACUUUGAACCAUUCUUGUUUGCAUUGUGGAAACAUUUAGUGAAUGAGGACAAACGAUAAGUCGAGAUUUACAUUUAAGAACAAAGUUUGACACUUUGAACAUGCAGCCCUUAUUAUGAGAAGCGAAGAAAAAGUUCGACUUAACGUAAACGUUUGAGAAAUCUAAUAUAGAGCAAAAUUAAGAUGGUUGAAUUUCGACCUUAAAAUGGGUUAACACCUCUUUUUUUAAAAAAAAAGUUGUGUUUUGAAGUGAAUAUUGAAAUGUUAUUCACGAGAUGAGUAAUUUUAAAAACGUUUGCUUUCAGUCGGACCUUCGAUUCGCUUCUCAUGUUAAGGCCUAUGUCUCCCCCUCUUGGUAAUACUUAACACAAUAAAACUAGAAAACUUUUAAAUGUUUAUAACUAAAUGAGCUUAUGCUCUUUCCUACUAAGUUUAAUUUGAACUGUAGUCCUGCAACAAAUACCAAAAUAAAAACUUGAAAAACACUCCAAAUUAGACUUAAAAUGUGUCCCCUUUCAAAAAGUUCUUAUACCUUAUUGCAAGUUUUUAUCAGAAAUGUUUUAAAAAUAAUUAAAAAAAAAAACUAAA
Eupeodes corollae is the source of this 5779-nucleotide messenger RNA. It is a transcript of the gene ttk, whose product is annotated as protein tramtrack, beta isoform. Gene Ontology annotation, cellular component: nucleus. Gene Ontology annotation, molecular function: protein binding. The coding region runs from base 664 to 2595 and encodes 643 amino acids. Gene Ontology annotation, biological process: regulation of transcription by RNA polymerase II. The record is from RefSeq and is a predicted model, not a curated record. Lineage: Eukaryota; Metazoa; Arthropoda; Insecta; Diptera; Syrphidae. The transcript has 8 exons.